CCGAUAAGCUAGAUCAAAAAACAAAAGGCUGCUCAAUUAAAAAGAAAUAUUCCGAGCACACACAGUUUUGCAUUUUAAAUUCACUUAAAUUGUCACUAAAAUGGGCUUUAUUUCUGUUGCCCUAAUGCUGAAAACAUUUAUGAAAAAAUUUAAAAUGCCGUUUUAAAGCCCCCCCCCCGUAAAACCACUACAUCUGGGGUCUAAAAAUACCACUGUACAUAAAUUCUAAUGAGCCUAGUUAGCUUUAUUUCUUAAAAAACAUGCACAGAAUUCGGCUGUAAAAUGGGGCAUACAUACAGACAUGCACUAGCCUUCUCACAGGGCCUUAAUACCUCAAUGAAGCUUACUCUACUAAGGUUAUAGAUUCAGGCCAUUGUGUGGGAUGAGUAUCUUACAGGUCCGUUUGGGCUGAUUGCGCAAUAUUCACUUCUAAAGGAACAUGAGGUGGAGAAAAUGUUCACUCUCAAACCAGGCCGCCUCCCACCUGCAGAUGUCAAGAAUAUUAUUUUCUUUGUCAGACCAAGGCUAGAACUCAUGGACAUAAUUGCUGAAAAUGUGCUCAGUGAAGACAGAGUCCGUUGUCCACAGAGGGAUUUCCACAUCCUGUUUGUGCCGCACCGCAGCUUGCUGUGUGAGCAGCGACUGAAGGAUCAAGGAGUUCUGGGCUCCUUCAUUCACAGAGAGGAGUACAGCCUGGACCUCAUUCCAUUUGAUGGAGACCUAUUAUCCAUGGAGUCUGAAAGCGCCUUCAAAGAGUGUUACUUAGAAAAUGACCAGACCAGCCUCUAUCACGCAGCAAAGGGGCUCAUGACACUCCAGGCACUUUAUGGAACAAUCCCACAGAUCUUUGGGAAAGGGGAAUGCGCAAGGCACGUGGCAAAUAUGAUGAUCAGGAUGAAGCGGGAGUUUUCUGGGAGCCAGAAUCCAAUCUUCCCAGUCUUUGAUACCCUCUUGCUGCUUGACCGCAACAUAGACUUGAUGUCACCUCUGGCCACACAGCUGACUUAUGAGGGGCUUAUUGAUGAGAUAUACGGAAUUCAGAAUACUUACGUGAAACUCCCUCCAGAAAAGUUUGCCCCCAAGAAGCAGGGGGAGAGUGGCAAGGAUCUCCCCACAGAGCCCAAGAAGCUGCAGCUGAAUUCUGCUGAGGAGCUUUAUGCAGAGAUCCGGGACAAGAAUUUCAAUGCUGUGGGCUCUGUGCUGAGCAAGAGAGCCAAAAUAAUCUCAGCCGCAUUUGAGGAAAGACACCAUGCUAAAACUGUUGGAGAGAUCAAACAGUUUGUCUCACAGCUGCCGCACAUGCAAGCAGCAAGAAGCUCUUUAGCUAACCACACUUCUAUUGCGGAACUCAUCAAAGAUAUCACUACAUCAGAAGACUUCUUUGAUAACUUAACAGUGGAACAAGAGUUUAUGUCAGGAAUAGACACUGAUAAGGUCAACAACUACAUUGAAGACUGUAUUGCCCAAAAGCAUCCCCUGAUCAAGAUUUUAAGACUCGUUUGUCUGCAGUCAGUGUGCAACAGCGGACUGAAACAGAAGGUCCUGGAUCAUUAUAAGAGAGAGAUUCUCCAGACUUAUGGCUAUGAACAUAUACUGACUUUAAAUAAUCUAGAAAAGGCUGGACUCUUGAAGACCCAGUUAACCAGUAGAAACAACUACCCAACAAUUCGGAAAACUCUGCGUCUGUGGAUGGAUGAUGUCAAUGAACAGAAUCCCAACGACAUCUCUUAUGUAUACAGUGGCUAUGCUCCUCUAAGUGUGCGCCUGGCACAAUUGCUUGCCCGUCCAGGCUGGCGAAGCAUAGAAGAAGUGUUAAAGAUGCUUCCAGGACCACACUUUGAAGAGAGGCAGCAAUUGCCAACAGGGCUUCAAAAAAAACGUCAGCAUGGAGAAAACAGAGUCACUCUGGUAUUUUUCCUGGGUGGAGUGACGUAUGCUGAAAUUGCAGCUCUCCGCUUUCUGUCUCAAAUGGAAGAUGGGGGCACAGAAUAUGUCAUUGCAACAACUAAACUCAUCAAUGGAACAAGCUGGGUCAAAUCUCUAAUGGAGAAGUUGGAGCCUCCACCCUUUUAGAAUGAGAAUCUGCACAACGAUCAAGAGAGACCAUAACUUGAUAGGUGCAAUGAUACGAAGCAGAGAAGAGGUAUCCUGGCAGUGUGAACGGAAGCUGGCCUUGCUGCUGGAUACAGGGCAGAAAGCGUGGUGUUCUUGCAGACUCUGUCCAUAACUUUGCAAGAGGCUGGUGCCUCUCUGAAAGAGGGAACGAUAAAAGAAACGAAAUGCCUUGAAGAUGGUUCCUUACAUUGCUUUCUGAAAAAUAAGCUUGGGAGGAAACUUAAAUAAUGUGGCCUGUGCUUUGACUGGGCCCUGCAGUGCAUCCACUAUCAUUAUUCCCAGGUUAUCUAUCUAUCUGUUUAUUGCAGUUUCUAAGCAUCUCUUUGGGAAUUAACAUAUUCCACAAUUCCAUACAUCUCUCAGGAAGAUUUCCCUGAUACUUCACUUCACCCCCUCCAUCCUUUGUACUGUCACUUUAUUUUUUGAGUUCUGCCUCUUAAUGCCAUUCUUAAACUUUCUCGGCAAGCGAUGUUGUAUAACGUUUGUAGACCUGUACAUGGCUAUGUCUCCUCUUAGGCCACCAUUCUGCAAGUCCUGUUGAAAGCAUGUUCUAAAACCCUGAAUAUGUAAGUUUACAAAUGGCUUCAGUUCUUUGGUCCCAACCAUUUAUAUGAUGCUGUUGGUAACACCUCCAUUCUCUCAACCCAUGCUUUUCUUUCCACACAUCCUGAGACAUACAGCAACAAAAUCUGAUUCCCCCCUCUCCUACAAUUCUCUGCAGAAACGAGGGAGUUCUCAGUUUUUCUUGUGUGCUGUAAAUGUAUCUAGAUCUCUGUCAGCUUUUCCUUAAAAACUUACUUAAAAGCUUUACAUUAAGUAUGUUUGUAACCUGUACAGUGAAUGUAAUGGGUGGGGAUUGCAAAAAGAUCCGGGAUCAUUUUGGUGUGCCUCCAGUUUUUACUGGUUCUCUCUGAAGACAGCAGUGGUCAGAUUAAUGCUGAUACCUUUUUGAGGGUGCUGGAGUUCUACAUGUGUAAAUUCAAGGAGACAAAUGUUGAUUAUAAAGAUGCAGUUCCAACGGUU
This is a messenger RNA of Podarcis raffonei (Aeolian wall lizard), 3138 nucleotides long. It is a transcript of the gene VPS33A, whose product is annotated as VPS33A core subunit of CORVET and HOPS complexes. Gene Ontology annotation, cellular component: lysosome; CORVET complex. The transcript is spliced from 13 exons. Gene Ontology annotation, biological process: vesicle-mediated transport; intracellular protein transport. The coding region runs from base 454 to 2073 and encodes 539 amino acids. The record is from RefSeq and is a predicted model, not a curated record. NCBI's taxonomy places the organism in Eukaryota, Metazoa, Chordata, Lepidosauria, Squamata, Lacertidae.